Aphis gossypii (cotton aphid) is the source of this 2269-nucleotide messenger RNA. RefSeq names its product origin recognition complex subunit 2 (gene Orc2). The transcript is spliced from 13 exons. Gene Ontology annotation, molecular function: DNA replication origin binding. The record is from RefSeq and is a predicted model, not a curated record. Gene Ontology annotation, biological process: DNA replication. Lineage: Eukaryota; Metazoa; Arthropoda; Insecta; Hemiptera; Aphididae. Bases 322 to 2160 code for a protein of 612 amino acids. Gene Ontology annotation, cellular component: nucleus; nuclear origin of replication recognition complex.
GUACUACAUAUUUACAUAAUAUACUAACUGUACAAGACGUCUAAUACUAUAAAUUUAAAAAUACUAGAACUAUCGAAUUUAAAAUGUUUAAAUAGUAUAAUAACAAAACUGUCUAUUUAGUAUUUACUACUAUUUAAUAUUUAUUAUUUAUUAUUCAAGUAUAAUAAUAUGAUUGAUGUAGUAAUGUACUGUGUAUGAACUACUAUAAUCUUUAUUAAAGAUCUAUAAUUAGUAACAACUAUAAUUCAAUAAUUGGUACUGAGUAGGAUCCUUUUUCAUUUUAUUUUUGCUGUAUGAAAACAUAAAUACUAGAGUAUUACGAUGGAAUUACCAAGUAUUGAUAAAAUUGAAAUUCAAGUGGAGUUCAUUGAUGAUCAAGCUGUUAAACAUCUAAUAACAGAUGACGCAAAAAACCAUUCAACCAGAAAAAAUAAAUCCAGUGACGCCACCUCACAUAAUACUGGAGUUCUAAUUAAAUGUAAUAAAACAAAUCGAAUAUUAGAUGAGACUUAUGAUGAAGAGUCUGAUGAAAACGAACCAAAUGUGACACUAAAACCCAAAGCAUUAUUUGAAGAUGGAGAUGUCCCAGGUGAACGUAUGUUUGGUUUUCAUUCUAAACAAAAUAAAAGGCACACAACUAACCAAAAAAAUACAAUUUCACAACAUAGUGAAAAUCACCAAUAUCAUAACAAAGAUGAACAAAAAGUGUGUAAUAUUCGUCCUCAAGCUUACUCUGAUGAUGAAAAUCAAAUCAAAUCAAAAAAAUGUACUAGAUCAAAAACUUCAUCUGCUAUAUCCAAAAUAAAAAAUGAAGUAUCAAACAUCGACUCUCCAAGAGUGACUGAUGGUGCAUUUGAUCACGAAACACCUAAAAAAUUAAAAAAAAUUCAUACUUCUAAUAUUUCUGAACAAGUGUCAUCAAAAACACCUAGAACUAUUCGGAAACGGAUUGCAAAAGGAAUAGCACAUCAAAAAUUUGAACAACUUAAUGAAUUAAAUGAUUCAGAUUAUAGUAUUAGUGAUGAAAGUGACAGUGACUCUAGUAUACAUACAAAUCUUAAAACUGUGCAGCCAGAGGAAACACAAAUUUCAUUAAGAAGAUCUAUAAGAAAGAAGGAUGUUCCUUUUAUAUAUAAAUCAGAUGAAUAUUUUUUAUCCAAGUCAGCUAAAUCUGUGAAAAAGUCUAAGACAUCAGACAAUACUUUGAAAUUAUUGAAAAAUCCUGUUUUAGACAAAGAACAAGUUGAUCAACUAUCAGGAAAUUCUUAUACUAAACAUGAUAUAAAGAUAAAGACAUUGUACAAGAAUAUUAUGUCAAAUUUUCCAUACUGGUUGUCUUUGCUUAGGGAAGGGUUUAAUUUACUACUUUAUGGGCUUGGGUCCAAAAGGCAAAUCAUCAAUGAUUUUAGGACGUCUGUAUUGGCAGAAGAGUCUGUUUUAAUGAUUAAUGGAUUUUUUCCUGGACUUACAAUGAAAGAAAUACUUGAAUCUAUAACUAUUGGUUUAUUAGACCUAGAUAGCUGUCCAGGAAGUGCUGAACUUGCAAUUCAGCAAAUCGAAGAAAAACUGAAAUUAAAAACUUCUGAACAUAUUUAUAUUCUUAUAAACAACUUGGAUGGAGUUGAAUUACAAAACUACAAAGCACAGCAUAUACUUUCAAGGAUUAGUUCGUUAAAAAAAGUACAUCUAAUAGCUUCUAUGGAUAGAGUAAACUCUGCUUUAAUGUUUGAUAAUACAAAACUUGGGGAUUACAAUUUUCUUUGGAUGGACUGUACCAAUUUCUUACCGUAUACGGUUGAAACUAAUUUUAUACAAUCCUUAAUGGUAAAAAAUAUUGGAACACAACAUUCAUUUUCAGGUUUGAACAAUGUUUUCAAAUCGCUUACAUCCAAUGCUAAAAGUAUCUUAUUAUUACUGAUUAAGGAUCGUAUUGAAAACAAAAAUGAUAAAAAAUAUGGAGGAGUUCCAUUUUCAACUUUGUACCGUUGGUGUCGUCAACGGUUUCUAGCUAGUACAGAUCUUGCUUUGAGAAGUCAGUUAACUGAAUUUGUUGACCAUGAAUUAGUGAAAUGGAAACGUGAUGUUGAUGUGCUUUAUGUUCCUGUAGAUAUUGAUGUGCUUGCUCAAUUUUAUAAGCAAAAUGAAGAAGAUGAUGAAUAAAACUCAAUGUUUAGUAUAUUUUGUUUUAAAAUUCCAAAUAGAAUAAUUUUAAUAUUUAAAAUAAUAUAAUAUACAACAUACAAUAAAAAUUUAUUUUUUAAAUAUUUAA